CAGGAGGCUCAGGUGAUGGUCACAGUGCACAGAGACCUCUUUGGCACAGGGCGCCUGGUCAGGGCUGUGGAGCUGAGCCUGGGCUCGGCUGGGUGCCGCCCGGGGGCCCAGAGCGAUGCUGAGGGCACUGUGACCUUCGUGGCUGGGCUGCACGAGUGCGGCAGCACCCUCAGGGUGACCCCCGAUGCUCUGGUCUACAGUACAAGCUUGAACUACAGCCCAGUUCCUUCUGGCAACCCCAUCAUCAUCCGCACCAGCCCUGCUGUGGUACCCAUAGAGUGCCACUACCCAAGGAGAGACAACGUGAGCAGCAAUGUUAUCAAGCCCACGUGGGUCCCCUUCCUGUCCACCCUGUUCUCGGAGGAGAAGCUGCCCUUCUCCCUGCACCUCAUGAAUGAUGACUGGAGCGCUGAGAGAGCCUCCACUGUAUUCCAACUGGGAGAGGUCCUGCACUUCCAAGCUGGUGUCACCAUGGAGAACCACGCACCUCUGAGGCUCUUUGUGGACACCUGUGUGGCCACCCCAACCCCAGACAGGAGCUCUUCCCCCCAGUAUGCUUUCAUUGACUUCAGUGGGUGCCUGGUGGAUGGGCAACUGGAUGAUGCCACCUCAACCUUUAUAUCCCCGAGGCCUAGGCAAGAUGUGCUGCAGUUCGCAGUAGAUGCAUUCAAGUUUGCAGGAGACUCCAGCAACCUGAUCUACAUCACCUGCCACCUAAAGGUCUCCCUGGCUGACCAAGCUCCAGACCCUCUGAACAAGGCUUGCUCCUUCAACAAAGCCAGCAACCUCUGGGCCCCUGUGGAAGGCACCCGGGAUGUGUGCUCCUGCUGCAAGAUGAGGAACUGUGGCUUGGCCAGGGAGUCCAGGAGGCCCCAGGCUCCAUCCCGAUGGCAAGGGGGACGUGCCCGGAGAGCGCUGCCCUCCCAGCUCGAUCCCUUGGUGAAAGAAGCAGAUGUUGCAGUGGGACCCCUCUUCAUCCACAGCUGGCAGCAUCGCCCAGCUAAGAGGAUGCCUUCACAAGGUAGGGGGAUGGUUCUGGGGCUGGCUAUGGUUGCUGGUUUGGUCAUUGUGCUCCUCACUGUUGUGGGAGCUCUGGCUGCCCCGGAAGCCCAACAACCCUGUUUAAUUUGGAUGCCACCUUUCAGAGUCUAUCCAAAAAUAAAGUAUAGGUUGAAUGACUGA
Melopsittacus undulatus (budgerigar) is the source of this 1182-nucleotide messenger RNA. Its product is annotated as zona pellucida sperm-binding protein 3. The record is from RefSeq and is a predicted model, not a curated record. Lineage: Eukaryota; Metazoa; Chordata; Aves; Psittaciformes; Psittaculidae.